AUGUUGCGGUUGAUAAGGCAUCAGUCGACGAGGAUUCCACCUAAAUCUCUUAUCAUCAAGCAAAAUAAGCGGUUGAAUCAGAAACCAACGGGCAAUUCCAACCUGAUCAUCUCAUCGUUGCGCGAUGUGGGGUCCCUGUUCCAGGCUACUUCUCAUACCCAGGAGGAUGACGAUUUGGAGCAGCUAACGAAUAGCACGUUGCUUUUGGAACGGUUGAAUUCCGGUGAAUUGGAAAGUUUACUCAAGAAGAAGUUCGACUUCGAUGAAUCGACGGGCUUGCUAUCUACAAAUGAGAUGGUCAAGAGUUUCCCACUCCUGAAGGAAGACGAGCUGGAACUGUUGAAAAAGGCCAGCGAUGUAGAAAACGAGAAGCCGUGGUCAAGCGUUCCAAAUUUCAUAAAGCAGGCCCAGUUCUACCUGUCGUUUGGAUCCCAUGGGCCAAGAGACGGAAUGAGCUUCACUGUCUCCGAAAGACCGUCAGAUUUCACUUUCCUUCGCAGAGCUAGGAGCGCUAGCGACCCGAGGAUACCGUGUAGGAAGCUGAAGAAAAGCGAAAUGGUUAAUCUAUACGCAGCCACUCCCGCGAGACAAGCAUUCUUCGAUGAAAGGACGAUUGACCCGAUUAGCAGACUGUUUGUCUGGUCUGCCGUAGCAGUUUCGAUCGCCGUUGGAUGGAAAGAAUAUCAAGUACGAAAGAGUGGCGAGUCGUUCGCUACCGUUGUAGAUAAAAAUCCCGUAUAA
Messenger RNA from Torulaspora globosa, 741 nucleotides. RefSeq names its product Gep7p (gene GEP7). The coding region runs from base 1 to 741 and encodes 246 amino acids. Lineage: Eukaryota; Fungi; Ascomycota; Saccharomycetes; Saccharomycetales; Saccharomycetaceae. The record is from RefSeq and is a predicted model, not a curated record. The transcript has a single exon.